GGGAGGGAAUCUGAUCAACGGAUGCGACAUCCGCCUGCAAUCGUUUCUUGCUCGAGAUAGGCAGCGCUUUUUCCCAUUCCAGUUUUGGUACUUGGGGGCGACCCUGCGAGACACAGCCGCGUGUCACCGAUCCAGAGAUGGGCGCUACUUCCAGAAUGAUGUGGAUACUGGCUGGCGUCAGGGCUGCCCCGGUGGGGGCACGUCCGGCCGCAGAGGCGACGGCGCCCGAGCCCAACUGCGACGGAAAGUUCAAGAUUACGGGCCACCAUGGCGGCGACCAGAUCCUGAUACCAACCGGCUGGAAGAAUGACGGGUACGCGGAGGUCGCGGUUGAGAAGAAUGCGUUGGUUCCUCAGAUGGGCGCCCGAGCGUACUUCGCGGACACGUGCACAGCAGGCAAGUACAAUAACACUGACUAUCACAGAGGACGAACCUGCUAGGAAAGACGCUGAAAUUCUCGACCGAUCUCGAGCCGGCUGUGGAUGUAACGCAGCCUUCUACCUGACGUCGAUGGGGCACAACAAGCACGUCUCAGAGUGUUUCGACCACUACUGUGACGCGAACAACGUUUGAGAAUCCUGCGCCGAAAUCGACCUCAUGGAGGCCAACCAGCACGCCUGGCACUCCACGCUGCACACGGCGACCGACACCGACGGGGCCGCGUCCGGAUUUGGGGGUGGCGGCAGUGGCUGGAAUGGUCCUCGCAAUUGGACAGAGAAGGAGUAUGGCAUCGGCGGAAGCUGUAUCGAUUUAGAGCCGUUUGAUGUCGCCGUGUCCUUCCCUAUCGACAGGCACGGCACGCUCGUCGCCAUGCAGGUCUCCUUGUCCCAGAAGAAGCACAAGUGCCAGCUCCAGGCCCGUGUUGACAAUUACGCGGGUGGCAUGAAGGAGAUCUUUCUGACCCACGCGCUUCUGGACGGCAUGACCCCCAUCGUCAGCUACUGGGCGGACGACGACAUGCUCUGGA
Prorocentrum cordatum is the source of this 967-nucleotide messenger RNA. NCBI's taxonomy places the organism in Eukaryota, Dinophyceae, Prorocentrales, Prorocentraceae. The record is from the annotation of a GenBank genome assembly.